Anoplophora glabripennis (Asian longhorned beetle) is the source of this 1299-nucleotide messenger RNA. RefSeq names its product protein CDV3 homolog. The transcript has 3 exons. NCBI's taxonomy places the organism in Eukaryota, Metazoa, Arthropoda, Insecta, Coleoptera, Cerambycidae. Gene Ontology annotation, cellular component: cytoplasm. The record is from RefSeq and is a predicted model, not a curated record. Bases 111 to 824 code for a protein of 237 amino acids.
CGGAUCUGUCAAUUUUUUUGGUCCGGUUGUGCAUAUUGAAAGUGUGUUUUUCCAGAAUUAAAUUUGCCAAAUUAAUCUAUUGUGUUUAAUUUUUUACUACUUACAUAAAAAUGGCCGAUCUAGAUGAUUUUUUUGCAAAGAAAGAUCGUAAAAAGUCAAAAACCACCAAAAAAUUUUCGACAACAGAUGAAGUUGCAAAGAAAUUGGAAGAUAGUGCAAAGAAAAUUGAAAAAGUAAAAAAAGAACGCGUUCCAGAAGGCGAAGAUAGUACUGCUCCAGUUCAUGAACAAGAUGAGUGGAAGGACUUUGAAGAGGAGAAAAAAGAUUAUUCGGGAUUAAAAAUUGGCAAUCUAACUCUUGCAUCGAAUACAGAAGGUAAUACAGAUCCAAAAGAAACAUAUACUGAACAACAACAAGAAGACGAAUCAGGUCAAGAUAUUGAAAAGAAAGUAGGACCAUGGAAACGAAUCGAUCCAAAUGAAGUUCAGGAGGAACCAAAAAAAGAGGAGAAGAAAGUUGAACCACCUUCCAAUGUCGUUAAAGGAGCAUAUGUACCUCCUAGUUUACGUAGCUCUGGACAACCGCAAAUCCAAACUAGUCGUCUCAAGUCAAAAGCUGCGCCGGACAUACAUAAUGAAGAAUACUUCCCCACUCUCUCGAAAACUGGCGAACAUAAAAAGAAUCGUAGCGAAGGGUCUUUUGAAGUAGUGCAACAUAGCCGGUCUACAUCGUACCGACAGGCCGAGCAGUCUAAAUACCAUUCUUCGCAGGGUCCCAAACUAAAUCUUGGCAAUCGCUACAACACUCUGAGCAAUGACAGCUAGUGUUUUCCUUGUCAUCUAAGGACAUGUUUGUACUAAGUGAUGGCCAUGGAGGAACUAUUCCACUUGAUUUAUGCUAUCAAGUAGUUGUCAAACCGUUUUUUAUGAGAUUAAUAGUAUGGAGGUGCUGCGUAUUUUAUUAUGGAAAAUAUAACUAAAUUAAUUUUUUUUUAAUACCUUUCUAUGUUGAUAGUUUUAAUUUGAUAGUUUGUGACAGUUUGAUAAUAUAAAUCAAGUUAUUCAUAACGUCUAAUAUCUUCAACAAUCCUGAAAUUAAUGUUAAGUAAUUAAGUAAAAUGUGUUAUCUCCUAUAUAUUAGUUUUUGUUGAUAUCAAAAAUUUCUGUUACAUAUUUUUUUUAUUUAAUUAUCUCGGAACGUUAGAAAAAAGCAAAAUAAACUUUGGCUACACCAUAAACCGUAACUUCUUUUAAAAACAUAUUAUAAUGACUUUUAUAAAAUAAAGUGUUAUUUCCAUUA